Messenger RNA from Cavenderia fasciculata, 1266 nucleotides. RefSeq lists its product as uncharacterized. The coding region runs from base 1 to 1266 and encodes 421 amino acids. The transcript is spliced from 3 exons. The record is from RefSeq and is a predicted model, not a curated record. Lineage: Eukaryota; Evosea; Eumycetozoa; Acytosteliales; Cavenderiaceae.
AUGUUAACGAUACAAGUACGAUCAAAUAUUAUUAGAUUAUUAUGUAAUCAAAAUAAAGUAAAGUUAAGAGAUCUAUUUUAUUUGGCGAGUGUAUCUAAACAGAUACGUAAUACUGUCAAGAAAUGUGUUGGUAGAAGAUUCAAACUAAGAUUCAACCCAUUCAACGAAUCAAUACAAGAUUGUAGACUUCAUAUUGACAAUCCACUAUGUCUGUUUGAUCACGUACACACACUAGUCAGUAGUAUGAGUACAAAGUUGAAUGAACACAACCGUGAUCUAAACAUUCAAUACAUUCAAUCAAACCUCGAAUGGUUUCAAUCGUCAUUUAUCAAUAGAGUUGAAUCAAUUGAAACAGGCUAUGUACAAGAGAUUUCACUUGAAUGGUUUAAUCUAUUGUUGAAUCAACCAAGAAGACAACAAGUCAAGUUAACUAGAGAGGAAGGAGAAGGAGAAGGAGAAGGAGAAGGAUCGUCGAUACUACUACUGCCACAACUACAGUCAUUAGAAAUGCACCUUUAUCCAGUCAUAUCUCCAAUUGUACCACAACCUUUUCCACAGCCUUUUAUCACGUUGGAGAUCUUACCGGAAUAUUAUCAGCAUCUUUUACAACUACAAAUAUAUAUAUACUCAGCUGGCCACCUUGCAAUCGACAAGAUUAUAAAGGUGUUGGAGUAUUGUAAAGAAACAUUGGAACGAUUAGAACUCUUUGUAAACGAUCCCAAAACAGACCUCGCUCUUAUCGAAAAUCCAAUCUUUUUGAAUGCCCAAACUAGUUUGGUUGCAACAGGACUGACCAACAUUAUAUUGGAUUAUACUCUACCAAGUACCAUUAAAAAGUUAAAACUGGUACUUCCCAAGCCGAUGUAUAGUACCGUCACAAGUUGCUAUCUACCAUCAUUAACAAGUCUAGUCAUUGUACACAAUGACACUCACCGUCAAUUCCAUGGAGUUUUAUCUUGGGACUAUCUUGCUGAACUUGCCAAAACUAGUCCCCUCAUACGAAAGAUAAAGAUAUCUAUCUUUACAUCAUCCUAUACAAAGUUUAUAGACUCUAGUAAUAUCGUACAUUUAUUUGAUGUCAUCAUAAACAAAAGUAUUCAUUUUAACAGAUUAAUCAUUGAAAGUUUUCAACCAACUGUUCACUCUGCUCUAAAAGAUAUUUAUUUGGAUUAUUUAAAUAAUAAUAAUAAUAAUAAUAAUAAUAACUCUUCUUCUUAUCCACUAUUGUUAAUUCAAAAAGAUCAACAAUCAACAUUCACCAAUUAA